GUUCGAUCAAGAUGAAUCACAACGACAUGGCGGCGUGGACGGCGCAGUUAGCGGCUGCACGAGAAGCACUCAGCGCGAGAGGACUCACGCAUGCUGCUGCAUUUGCAUGUGAGCUGUAUGCAUCUUUGCCCUUAUCCUUGCGGGAGAAGCCAGUGCCACCCCCGGUUGGCCCCUCAUCGCCGUCGGAUGGAUUGGUCUUGCUCGCCAGGUCAUACAUGGAUCUGCAAGAAUAUUCCCGUGCAAGCCACGUGCUCGGUCAAAAACCUGUGUCGACCCUGACCGAUGUGGAAUUCUUCGUUCUCCACUACGCGAGAUACCUCGCUGGUGAACGGCGAAAGGAGCAACUGAGCUUGGAAAUGAAGAUACACUCGGGGUCAACUCCAAAACCAGCGAUGAACCCACACUUGCAGGAUCUUCUUCGAGACUUGGCAGACGCAGAUGCAAGCCCAACGAAGAACCUUGAUGCGUUUGGGUUGUAUCUGUACGCUGUCGUGUUGAAACAAGCGGGAUUUGAUCGCACAGCGGUCAAGUCGCUGUACGUUCAACUGCUGCAUCGAUCAGUGGCGUUGUUUCCGUGGAAUUGGUCAGCGUGGAUGGAGCUCGCGACCGCCAACGACGGGCUGAGUGUGGACGUAAAAUCGUGUCCGUGGAUGCCGAACCUGUUUCAAGCCCAUGUGCUGUUGUUGCAAUGCCAUAUUCCCCAGGCCAUCGAGAUCUUGGAGCGCCUCAAACUCACGUUCCCGACCAACUCGUACUUGCACUCUCAGCUGGCGCGGGCGCACUACGAGUUGCGAGAUUUCGACGCGGCGCACACUCUGUUUCGCCAACUCGCGGCGGCCGACCCGUACCGAAUGGAAGGGAUGGACUUGUACUCGGACGUGCUGUACGUGAAAGAGGACAAGACAGCGCUCAGUGAACUGGCCCACCUCGUCCAGCAAAUCGACAAGUACAGGCCCGAAACGAACUGCGUCAUCGGCAACUACUACGCUCUCAAGGGUCAACACGAGCGCGCGAUCGGGUACUUCAACCGCGCGAUCACGCUCGACAGCGACUGCGUGGCAGCAUGGACUUUGAUCGGACAUGAGUAUAUUCAGAUGAAAAACACAAAUGCGGCCAUCGAGGUGUACCGCCGGGCGCUCGACCUCGCCCCAAACGACUACCGUGCCUGGUACGGCCUCGGGCAAGCCUACGAACUGCUCGACCUGUUUCACUACAGCGUGUAUUACUACCAAAAGGCGUCGGCCAUCCGCCCGUACGACGCGCGGAUGUGGGUAGCGCUGGGUGGCGCAUUUGAGAAGGUCGGUCAGGUUGCCCAAGCCAAAUCGUGCUACUUGCGCGCCGUGACGAAUAAAGACGCCGAGGGAAUUGCAGUAAUUCGCCUUGCCAAGCUGUACGAGCAAGUGGAAAAGGACCUGGACAAAGCGGCCGAGUACUAUCGCAUGCACUGGCGGGACCGCGCGGUUGUCCAUGGCGGCAAUUCUACCGAUGCAGUUGCAGCGAUGUUGUUCCUGGCAAACUAUUCCAUGCAGCGCGGCAACAUCCCGGAAGCCAUGGAGUGGUGCAACAAACUGUUGGAGCGCGAUGGACCGGAAAAGGAAGAAGCGAAAUCGAUGCUGCAGGCGAUGCGACGGAUGGAAUUCUUGGCGCCGUCCGAGUCGCCGUAGUUCGUCCAACGCGCUCUUGUUUCGUGGAGCGCUGUGGCCCAAGCGACGGACCUUGUAGCACUCAGAAAUGUGUUGCCAACGACGCGCUCCCUCGACGCGGACAACGACAAAGGAAGGAGGUGUUAGCAAUGUUAAAAUAGGGCGUGGCAGCUAUCAUGCAUGCGAGCAAAGAUGAUGUUAGAACCCCAAGAGGUUGUCUGGGGAAGCAGUGGGUUGCGACGCUUCCGCGGGCGACGACAAGGGACCUCCGAGCUGCUUUUUGAUCGAGACAGAAGUACCUCCAACUGAAACGGCGGUCGAGUUGAUGGACAAGUUGGCUCGCUGGGCUUCUUGCGUCUGGCGCUUCCCUCCUCGCAACCGAUCCGCUAGCGCAGAGUUCUUGGGAGUGCUCGACGCAGUAGUGAUGUUGCCCGUGGACGGCGAAGCGUCGCCAAAGAUCGAGAGGUUGGCGGCGGCACUUGAGAGUCCACCACUUGUGGCUUGACUGCCAACAGACGUAGGAGUUGACGCAGGAGUGGCCCCACCGCUAAAGGGGUCAAAGACGCCGCCGGCAGGUGGUGGAGCCUUUGUGUCGAGGUUGAGGUGGCCACUGUUUGUGCGGGACGACGGUUUGGGUGCUCCGCCCGUGAAGCAACUGAACGGAUCGGCGCCACCGCUGGCGCCAAGUGGGUCUGGCUUCUUCUGCAAGAGAUUCUUGAUGCUGUCGUACAUGAUCGGCGGGGGCGCUUGUUGCCCGCAUUGACCGAACAUUCCCCCACCCUGCAUUGGCGAUGGAACCGGUGCUUGUGGCAUGCCAAAGUUCAUGCCACCGCCCAUUCCAAGCCCUCCCAAGUUCAUUUGCUGCGGCGACGGCACAGGCAUUCCAUACGCUGGUGGUGGUGUGGGCUGACCAAACGGUUGCUGCGAUGGUUGUUGCUGGAUUGAAUACGGAUACGCUGGUGUCUUGGAGGCCGAGGGCUUGCCACCUAGAGGAUCGAGGUUCGCAAAGGCGUCCAUGGCUACGUCGAGGGCUUGUCUAGUGGAGAGGGAAAGGAUUACUGACAGGCGCAUGCCGCCAUGGCCGCGAUCUCUCGCCAACCGCAAAUUCCGCCAUGUCGG
This is a messenger RNA of Aphanomyces invadans, 2762 nucleotides long. RefSeq lists its product as hypothetical. The coding region runs from base 12 to 1664 and encodes 550 amino acids. NCBI's taxonomy places the organism in Eukaryota, Oomycota, Saprolegniomycetes, Saprolegniales, Verrucalvaceae. The transcript has 12 exons. Gene Ontology annotation, biological process: cell division. Gene Ontology annotation, molecular function: protein binding. The record is from RefSeq and is a predicted model, not a curated record. Gene Ontology annotation, cellular component: anaphase-promoting complex.